GUCGUGGGGCCGCCGACGACCCGCCCCGCACGACGCGCGCGCGCGACGACCCCGCACGCGCCCGCCCCCCGCGCCGACCCCGCCCCGCCGUACGCGCGAACCCCCGCGCCCCCCCGCCCCCGACCCCCGACGCGCGACCGAACCCCCCGCCCCGCGCCACCCGACCCGCCGACCCCCGCCGCCCGCGACCCCGCCCCCGCCCCCGACCCCCCGACCCGCCGCCCCCCCCCGCCCCGCGCCGACGACCCCGCCCCCGACCACCCCGCCCCCCCCCCCGCCCCGAACCCCGACCCCGCCCCCCGACCCGCGCCGACGCCCCCGACCCCCCCGCGCCCCGCCCCCGACCCCGCCGACCCCCCGACACGACUCCCCGACGACCCGCCCCCGCCCCCGCCCCGCCCCCCCACCCGACCCCCCGACGCCACCCCCCCGCGCCCGCCCGCGCGCGCCCCCGCGACCGCCCCGCCCGACGCCCCCGCCCGCCCCCGACCCCGCGCCCGAACCCCCGACGCCCCGCCCCCCCCCCCUCCCCCCCCCCCCCCGCCCCCCCCCCCCCCGCCCCCCCCCCCCGCCCCGCCCCCCCCCCCCCCCCCCCCCCCCGCCCCCCCCCCCGCCCCCCCCCCCCCCCCGCCCCCCCCCCCGCCCCCCCCCCCCCCCCCCCCCCCCGCCCGCCCCCCCCCCCCGCCCCCCGCCCGCCCCCCCCCCCCCCCGCCCGCCCCCCCCCGCCCCCCCCCCCCCCCCCCGCCCCCCCCGCCCGCCCCCCCCCCCCCCCCCCCCCCCCCCCCGCCCCCCCCCCCCCCCCCGCCCCCCCCCCCCCCCCCCCCCCCGCCCCCCCCCCCCCCCCCCCCCCCGCCCCCCCCCCCCCCCCCGCCCCCCCCCCCCCCGCCCGCCCCCCCCCCCCCCCGCCCCCCGCCCCCCCCCCCCCCCCCCCCCCCGCCGCCCCCCCCCCCCCCGCCCCCCCGCCCCCCCCCCCCCCCGCCCCCCCCCCCCCCCCCCCCGCCCCCCCCCCCCCCCCGCCCCCCCCCCCCCCCGCCCCCCCCCCCCCCCCCGCCCCCCCCCCCCCCGCCCCCCCCCCCCCCCCCCCGCCCCCCCCCCCCCCCCCGCCCCCCCCCCCCCCCCCCCCCCCCCCCCCCCGCCCCCCCCCCCCCCCCCGCCCGCCCGCCCCCCCCCCCCGCCCCCCCCCCGCCCCCCCCCCCCCGCCCCCCCCCCCCCCCCCCCCCGCCCCCCCCCCCGCCCCCCCCCCCCCCCCGCCCCCCCCCCCCCCCGCCCCCGCCCCCCCCCCCCGCCCCCCCCCCCCCCCGCCCCCCCCCCCCCCCCGCCCCCCCCCCCCCCCCCCCCCCCCGCCCCCCCCCCCCCCCCCCCCCCCCCCCCCCCCCCGCCCCGCCCCCCCCCCCCCCCCCCCCGCCCCCCCCCCGCCCGCCCCCCCCCCCCCGCCCCCCCCCCCCGCCCCCCCCCCCGCCCCCCCCCCCCCCGCCCCCCCCCCCCCCGCCCCCCCCCCCCCCCCCCGCCCCCCCCCCCCCCCCCCCCCCCGCCCCCCCCCCCCCCCCCGCCCCCCCCCCCCCCCCCCCCCCCCCCCCCCCGCCCCCCCCCCCCCCCGCCCCCCCCCCCCCCCCGCCCCCCCGCCCCCCCCCCCCCCCCCGCCCCCCCCCCCCCCCCCCCCCGCCCCCCCCCCCCCCCCCCGCCCCCCCCCCGCCCCCCCCCCCCCCCCCGCCCCCCCCCCCCCCCCCCCCCCGCCCCCCCCCCGCCCCCCCCCCCCCCCCCCCCCCCCCGCCCCCCCCCCCCCCCCCCCCCCGCCCCCCCCCGCCCCCCCCCCCGCCCCCCCCCCCCCCCCCCCCCCCGCCCCCCCCCCCCCCCCCCGCCCCCCCCCCCCGCCCCCCCCCCCCCCCCCCCCCCCCCCCCCCCGCCCCCCCCCCCCCGCCCCCCCCCCGCCCCCCGCCCCCCCCCCCCCCCCCGCCCCCCCCCCCCCCCGCCCCCGCCCCCCCCCCGCCCCCCCCCCCCCCCCCCCCCCCCCCCGCCCCCCCCCCCCGCCCGACCCCCCCGACCCCC
This is a messenger RNA of Phyllopteryx taeniolatus (common seadragon), 2046 nucleotides long. RefSeq names its product basic proline-rich protein-like. The record is from RefSeq and is a predicted model, not a curated record. NCBI's taxonomy places the organism in Eukaryota, Metazoa, Chordata, Actinopteri, Syngnathiformes, Syngnathidae.